GCCUUCGGCCAAGAUGGCGGCUUACCUGCAGUGGCGGCGCUUCGUUUUCUUCGACAAGGAGCUGGUGAAGGAGCCACUGGGCAAUGAUGGGGCUGCUCCCGGGGCUGCGCCUGCUUCUGGACCCUCUGCUUCCAAGUUCCUUUGCCUCCCUCCUGGCAUCACUGUCUGCGACUCAGGCCGAGGGAGCCUAGUCUUUGGAGACAUGGAAGGCCAGAUAUGGUUCUUGCCCCGCUCCCUACAGCUUACCGGGUUCCAGGCUUACAAACUACGGGUGACACACCUGUACCAGUUGAAGCAGCACAACAUUCUGGCAUCUGUUGGUGAGGAUGAAGAGGGGAUCAACCCCCUGGUAAAGAUCUGGAACCUGGAGAAGAGAGAUGGUGGCAAUCCACUCUGCACUCGAAUCUUCCCUGCCAUCCCAGGGGCAGAGCCGACUGUUGUAUCUUGUUUGACUGUCCAUGAAAAUCUCAACUUUAUGGCCAUCGGUUUCACAGAUGGCAGUGUUACACUGAACAAAGGGGACAUCACUCGGGACCGGCAUAGCAAGACCCAGAUUUUGCACAAGGGCAACUAUCCUGUUACCGGACUGGCCUUUCGCCAAGCAGGAAAGACCACUCACUUGUUUGUUGUGACAACUGAGAAUGUUCAGUCCUACAUAGUUUCUGGAAAGGACUACCCUCAUGUGGAGUUGGACACCCACGGUUGUGGCCUGCGCUGCUCAGCCCUAAGCGACCCUUCUCAGGACCUGCAGUUCAUAGUGGCAGGGGAUGAAUGUGUCUACUUAUACCAGCCUGAUGAACGGGGGCCCUGCUUCGCCUUUGAGGGCCAUAAACUCAUUGCUCACUGGUUUAGAGGCUACCUUGUCAUUGUCUCCCGUGACCGGAAGGUUUCUCCCAAGUCAGAGUUUACCAGCAGGGACUCCCAGAGCUCCGACAAGCAGAUUCUCAACAUCUAUGACCUGUGCAACAAGUUCAUAGCCUAUAGCACCGUCUUUGAGGAUGUAGUAGAUGUGCUUGCUGAGUGGGGCUCCCUGUACGUGCUGACACGGGAUGGGCGGGUCCACGCACUGCAGGAGAAGGACACACAGACCAAACUGGAGAUGCUGUUUAAGAAGAACCUAUUCGAGAUGGCGAUUAAUCUGGCCAAGAGCCAGCAUCUGGACAGCGAUGGGUUGGCCCAGAUCUUCAUGCAGUAUGGGGACCAUCUCUACAGCAAGGGCAACCAUGAUGGGGCUGUCCAGCAGUAUAUCCGAACCAUUGGAAAGUUGGAGCCAUCGUAUGUGAUCCGCAAGUUCCUGGACGCCCAGCGCAUCCACAACCUGACGGCUUACCUGCAGACCCUGCACCGGCAGUCCCUGGCCAAUGCCGACCACACCACCCUACUGCUCAACUGCUACACAAAGCUCAAGGACAGCUCGAAGCUGGAGGAAUUCAUCAAGACAAAGAGUGAGAGUGAAGUCCACUUUGAUGUGGAGACAGCCAUCAAGGUCCUCCGGCAGGCUGGCUACUACUCCCAUGCCCUCUAUUUGGCUGAGAACCACGCACAUCACGAGUGGUACUUGAAGAUCCAGCUAGAGGACAUCAAGAAUUAUCAGGAGGCCCUUCGAUACAUCGGCAAGCUUCCUUUUGAGCAGGCAGAGAGCAACAUGAAACGCUACGGCAAGAUCCUCAUGCACCACAUACCAGAGCAGACGACCGAGUUGCUAAAGGGACUUUGUACCGACUAUCGGCCCAGCCUUGAAGGCCGAGGCGAUAGGGAGGCUCCAGGCUGCAGGGCCAACUCAGAGGAGUUCAUCCCCAUCUUUGCCAACAACCCGCGGGAGCUGAAAGCUUUCCUAGAGCACAUGAGUGAGGUGCAGCCUGACUCCCCGCAGGGCAUCUAUGACACGCUCCUUGAGCUGCGACUCCAGAACUGGGCUCACGAGGAGGAGCCGCAGGUCAAAGAGAAGCUUCACGCAGAGGCCAUCUCCCUACUGAAGAGUGGUCGCUUCUGUGACGUCUUUGACAAAGCCCUGGUCCUCUGCCAGAUGCACGACUUCCAGGAUGGAGUCCUUUACCUCUAUGAGCAGGGGAAACUGUUCCAGCAGAUCAUGCACUAUCACAUGCAGCACGAGCAGUACCGGCAGGUGCUCGCCGUGUGCGAGCGCCACGGGGAGCAGGAGCCCUCCCUGUGGGAACAGGCGCUCAGCUACUUCGCCCGCAAGGAGGAGGACUGCAAGCAGUACGUGGCGGCCGUGCUUAAGCACAUCGAGGGCAAGAACCUCAUGCCGCCUCUCCUAGUGGUGCAGACCCUGGCCCACAACUCCACGGCCACCCUGUCUGUCAUCCGGGACUACCUAGUCCAAAAACUGCAGAAGCAGAGCCAGCAGAUCGCGCAGGAUGAGCUCCGGGUGCGGCGCUACCGAGAGGAGACCACCCGUAUCCGCCAGGAGAUCCAGGAGCUGAAGGCGAGUCCGAAGAUUUUCCAGAAGACCAAGUGCAGCAUCUGUAACAGUGCCUUGGAGUUGCCCUCAGUCCACUUUCUCUGCGGCCACUCCUUCCACCAGCACUGCUUUGAGAGUUACUCAGAAAGUGAUGCCGACUGCCCCACCUGCCUCCCUGAAAACCGCAAGGUCAUGGAUAUGAUUCGGGCCCAGGAACAGAAGCGAGAUCUCCAUGAUCAGUUCCAGCACCAGCUCAAGUGCUCCAACGACAGCUUCUCUGUGAUUGCUGACUACUUUGGCCGAGGUGUUUUCAACAAAUUGACUCUGCUGACCGACCCGCCCACAGCCCGACUGACUGCGAGCCUGGAGGCUGGGCUGCAGAGGGACUUGCUCAUACACGCCAGGAGGGGCACUUAAGCGGCUAGUGGGAGGGGUGUGAUGGUGGAGGCCCAGCAGCAGGGACAUGGGGACAGAGACAGGGCUGUUGCACAGGAGUUAGGCAAACAUGCCCAGGACUCUGCUCUCAUCUGAUGCCAUAGCCCUCAGGACUUAAGGGGACUUUCUUUUCCUGCCUCCUUCUUCAGCCAACCUGCCAUUUGUCCUGUUGACUUUUUGAGCAGUGUAGAUCAUUCCAGACCAGAGGGGGAGGGCACCUCAGCAACCUCAGAGUCUGGACAAUAGCGGCUUUAUUCUCUAUCCAAGAGCACCAGGCUGUGCUUGGGUCCUGGCUCCCAGAGUCUAUAAAUAAAAGCAUAUAAUGAUUUCGGGGUUGAAGGAUUUAUUCUGGGGACUUCCUGGUGAUUCUUAACUGUGCAAAAUGUACUUCUUUCCCUCUGCUCUCCUAGAGCUCCCCUUCCCUUCCUACAGAGUUCCUUAAAGAUGAUGUUGACGAGACUUCAUUCCAGUAAUGAGUGGGGCCUAUGGCAUCUAGUAGAGUUCAGUUGAAGAACCUCUGCAAAGGCCUGAGGCCUGAGCCCCAAGAGCAGCCCGGACUGAGGACUCUGCUCUAUAGUGUGGCUGGUCUCUGUGGCUCUUGUAUGGACAGAGUAUUCAAGCUGGAGGCAGAUUAUGGUGGGGAGCCUUGGGCUUUAAAGCCUGCCAUCAUAAUGGGUGGGUUGGUGUCUCUCUGUAUUCAGUACCAGAUGAUAAACAGGAUAAAAGGGCCUUUAUUGAAACAUUUUGUUCCCUCUUCCAAAGUUGUCAAUUGAAGUUUGUGUUG
Globicephala melas (long-finned pilot whale) is the source of this 3641-nucleotide messenger RNA. RefSeq names its product VPS11 core subunit of CORVET and HOPS complexes (gene VPS11). The record is from RefSeq and is a predicted model, not a curated record. Gene Ontology annotation, molecular function: protein binding; protein-macromolecule adaptor activity. Gene Ontology annotation, biological process: vacuole organization; endosome organization; organelle fusion. Lineage: Eukaryota; Metazoa; Chordata; Mammalia; Artiodactyla; Delphinidae. Gene Ontology annotation, cellular component: endosome; HOPS complex.